UCCGGGUGCUGUUCCUUGGUGCUGGGAUGCACAGCACUGGUUUUGGAAUCCGAGAGACUUCCUAUAGCGAUGGCUUCCUACUCGGGAAAGUGCUGAAUACACUCCCUAACUGCUAAUGCAGUCUGGAAACCCCUGACCCUCAUUGCCUCCCAGAGGCCAAAGCAAGAGGUCCAGGAUGGGGACCACGUUUGUCUGGGCCUUGGGCUUUUUGAUGCUUCAGAUGCUGAUUUUUGUGGCUGGGGAACAGGGCACAGAGGAUAUCAUUGAUGAUGCUGAAAAGGGGCUCCACAUGCACAAGGUGGGAUCUGGGUCAGUACGGGCUGCACUGGCAGAGCUGGUGGCCCUGCCCUGUCUCUUCACCCUGCAGCCACGGCAAGAUGCAGCCCAAGAUGCCCCUCGGAUCAAGUGGACGAAGAUUCGGACUGCGUCAGGCCAGCGACAAGACUUGCCCAUCCUGGUGGCCAAGGACAAUGUGGUUCGGGUGGCCAAGAGUUGGCAGGGACGAGUGUCACUGCCUGCCUACCCCCGGCGACGAGCCAAUGCCACACUACUGCUGGGGCCACUGAGGGCCAGUGACUCCGGGCUCUACCGCUGCCAGGUGGUGAGGGGCAUCGAAGAUGAACAGGACCUGGUGCCCUUGGAGGUGACGGGGGUUGUGUUCCACUACCGGGCAGCCCGGGACCGCUAUGUGCUGACCUUUGCUGAGGCCCAGGAGGCCUGCCGUCUCAGCUCAGCCACCAUUGCAGCUCCUCGACACCUGCAGGCUGCCUUUGAGGACGGCUUUGACAACUGUGAUGCUGGUUGGCUCUCUGACCGCACCGUUAGGUAUCCUAUCACCCAGUCCCGUCCCGGUUGCUAUGGCGACCGUAGCAGUCUUCCAGGGGUUCGGAGCUAUGGGAGGCGAGACCCACAGGAACACUAUGAUGUGUAUUGCUUUGCCAGGGAGCUGGGGGGCGAGGUUUUCUACGUGGGCCCUGCCCGCCGCCUGACGCUGGCCGGCGCCCGUGCUCAGUGCCGCCGUCAGGGCGCUACUCUGGCCUCAGUGGGACAGCUGCACCUGGCCUGGCACGAGGGCCUGGACCAGUGCGACCCAGGCUGGCUGGCCGAUGGCAGCGUGCGCUACCCAAUCCAGACGCCGCGUCGGCGCUGCGGGGGCCCAGCGCCAGGUGUGCGCACAGUGUACCGCUUUGCCAACCGGACCGGCUUCCCUGCGCCCGCUGCGCGCUUCGAUGCCUACUGCUUCCGAGCUCAUCACCCCACACCACAACAUGGAGACCCAGAGACUCCAUCAUCUGGGGAUGAGGGGGAUAUUCUGUCGGCAGAGGGACCUCCUAUUCAUGAAUUAGACCCCAACUUGGGGAAAGAAGAGGCAGUCACCCCUGACUUACAGGAGCCUCUGGUGUCCAGUGGAGAAGAAGAACCCCUGAUAUUGGCAGAGAACCAGGAAACUCAAGAGACCCCCCAUUCUACCCAUGGAGAUCCCACACUGGCUUCAUGGCCUACUGGGGAAGUGUGGCACAGCACAGUAGCUGCCAGCCCCAGGAGCAUGGGAGCAGGCACUGCAACAGGUUCGCACAUGGAGGUGGCCCCAAUCCAGCUCACACCAAGGAGGAGGGGGCGCUUCAAAGGGUUGAAUGGGCGCUACUUCCAGCAGCAGGAACCAGAGGGUGGGGGACAAAGGGGAACAGAGGCCAGCACCCAGCCCCCCACCACAGAGACUGCUGGGAAUCAUGUGGAACCUCCCACCAUCUCUGGAGCCAAGGACACCUUGGAGAGUGGCAGGAACCAGAGGCCCUGGGCUGAUCUGACCAAUGAGGUGGAUGUGCCUAGAGCUGGUUCUUCUGGUGGCAGGAACUCCCCAGAGCCCUGGCAGUGGCACCCAACUAUCAUCCCACCUAGCAUCUCUGGCCUGGAGUUAGAGAAACCCAAGGGCCCCAGCAUAAGGCCACCUGCCCAAGACCUGCCUUGGUCUCCCUCAGAGGCCACUGUCCCGGCUCCUAGCCUCUUGGAAGGACCCAGCCCUGCCCCCUGGGAGGCAUCCCCUGUAGUCACUUCCCCCGAUCUCCCUAUCAUGGCCAUGCUGCAUGCCCCCAAACAGUCACUCCUGCCACACUUAACACCUAUCCCCACUGAGGCCAAUGGGAUCAAGGGGCAUGGUGAGGUCAUGGCCACUGCACUGCUCUCCCCUGUCACAGAGACCAAGGUGUAUUCCCUACCCUCCUCCUUGGGCCCGACAGGACUAGGUGGAGAAGUCAGGAGCAUGACACUCAUCAGCCACAGAACAGGAAGUCCCAUGGAUACAAGAGUUGGAGCCAACUCUGAUGCUCCCAGGGAAAACCUUGGAGAAAUUGGAGUGACCAGACCUACUCCUCUCAACAAAGAUGAGUACCCCGGAUCCCGCCCCUGGGCCUCUGUGGACAGGACUAUGGUGGUAGACUUUGCCUCCACUGAGACUGCCACAGAACCCACGGGCAUCAUGGGCAUCUUAGGGCCUGAGUCUGGAGACUUCAACACAGCAGAAAGCCCUACUUAUAGCUCUGGAGCCACUGCUGACGAGAUGCAGAGCACCUGGCCCUCACCAUACAGUGCAGGGCUGGGUGCCAGCCUUCCAUCUGCACCCUUGGGGGAUCCUGGAGUCGUCUUCAUGCCUGGAGUUACCUUGAAUUUGCAGCCUUGGGCUGCUACAGAUGAAGGAGCCAUGGUGGGUCCCACGGAGUCCACAGCCCUGGUAGACUCCAGUGAUGCUGGUAGAAUUUGGGAAUCUGGAUCCCAUGUAUUUGAAGAAGCCAAAAGCUCCACCUUGGCCUCUCAGAUGGCUGUGGAUACAAGUAUGGUGAUGUCCCUCACGUCCCUGGAUCAGGGGGACAAGGUUGAGGUCCUGGCCAUGUCCACACUGGCCUCCUCAAGCUCCCAACCCCUUCUGGAGCUUCAGCUAGAGGGCCAGAUGGAAGCCCAGGGAACGCUGGGAGCUUCAGCCCUUCCACAUCAGGGCAGCCCCCUUGGAAAGCUGGAUUUUCCUCCUUGGACACCAACUGCAGCCAGCAUGGAUGAGGCUGUCUCAGUUUCCUCAGGAGAAACUACAGCACCAUGGGACUUGACCAGCACCCUGCUGCCCAUCUCCCUGGGCACAGAGGAGUUUGAGCUGGAGGUCCUUGCAGGGAGCCCAGGUGUGGAGGGUUUCUGGGAGGAGGCAGCAAGUGGAGAAGAGCCAGCCCUGCCAGGGACCCCUGCAAAUGGGAGUGCCGAGGAGGUUCCUUCUGAUCCCUGUGAGAACAACCCUUGUCUGCAUGGGGGGACUUGUAAUGCCAAUGGCACCAUGUACGGCUGUAGCUGUGACCAGGGCUUCACUGGGGAGAACUGUGAGAUUGACAUCGAUGACUGCGUCUGUAGUCCCUGUGAGAAUGGAGGCACCUGUAUCGAUGAGGUCAAUGGCUUUGUCUGCCUUUGCCUUCCAAGUUAUGGUGGCAGCCUCUGUGAGAAAGACACGGAGGGCUGUGACCGUGGAUGGCACAAGUUCCAGGGCCACUGCUACCGGUAUUUUGCCCACCGGCGGGCAUGGGAAGACGCCGAGAGGGACUGCCGCCGUCGAGCUGGCCAUCUCACCAGUAUCCACUCACCUGAGGAGCACAGCUUCAUUAACAGCUUUGGACAUGAAAACACUUGGAUCGGCCUGAAUGACAGGAUUGUGGAGAGGGAUUUCCAGUGGACGGACAACACAGGGCUGCAAUAUGAGAAUUGGCGGGAGAACCAGCCAGACAAUUUCUUCGCGGGUGGAGAGGACUGUGUGGUGAUGGUGGCACAUGAGAGUGGGCGCUGGAAUGAUGUUCCCUGCAACUAUAACCUCCCCUAUGUCUGCAAGAAGGGCACAGUGCUGUGUGGUCCCCCUCCAGCAGUGGAGAAUGCUUCACUCAUUGGUGCCCGCAAGGCCAAGUAUAAUGUCCAUGCGACUGUACGCUACCAGUGCGAGGAAGGAUUUGCCCAGCACCAUGUGGCCACCAUCCGGUGCCGGAGCAAUGGCAAAUGGGACAGGCCCCAAAUUGUCUGCACCAAACCCAGACGGUCACAUAGGAUGCGGCGACACCAUCACCACCACCAACACCACCACCAGCAUCACCACCACAAAUUGCGCAAGGAGCACAGAAAACACAAGAAACACCCAGCAGAGGACUGGGAGAAGGAUGAAGGGAAUUUCUGCUGAAGAAUCAGGCAAAUGAAAGCACAAACCCUUUCCCACACCUCCUCUGGAGCCUUUGCCUAGGGAGACAGAGCCCAGAGAGAAACAAGAGGGUCUGGAAGUCCCUGAGCCCCAAGCCACAUCCUCCCCACACAUAAUCCUUUGUAUAGAACUCCUUUCUGUCAUUUCUGACAUAAACAAGGUCCUCUUGGCAAGCAUAGCCACAUGUCUGAAAAGUCCAUUCUUGUCAGGCUGAACUCUGGGAGUAUAUCCCAGCUGAAGGGAGCACAGUCAGCAAGGAUUCUUUGUAUUGAUCUAGUCUUCAGCUUGCCAGACUGAAGAAAGCCUUAUUUCAACAACUGGUAAUGGUGUAUGUUUGAGGGUGCAAGAGUGAAUGUUUGAAUUCACACUAAGCAAUUGCUUUUCAAACCAGAGAUUUGGGCUUAAGUAAAUGAUUAGUUGUCCUAAAUCCAGGAUGAUGGCUUAUGCAGUCAUUAGCGUUGGGAGAAGAAGGCUAAACAGAAGCACAUAUGUGAACUUGAUGACUGUUCUUCCUUCACUCGGGAUGUCAGCCCAAUUUCAGUGUUUGGUCUUAGUGGAUAAAAAUAAUGUGGAACUCCCAUGUAUUGGGUUUUAGUUAUGUUUUUACAACAACCUCCCUCCAUGCCCUCAGAGUUAGGGAUGAGACUAAUCAGAGGAAUAUUUAGGUGAUGGAGGGAAAGUAAGUGUAUUGCUUACCCUCCCAAGUCCAGUCAGACGCUGAGAUUGGUGGUUCUGCAUAUAUGAUGAAUCUCUCUCACACACACAGAUGAUAGGAUGUUGAGGUCCAGAUAAGCCAAGAUUUCAUCCCACUCCAUCUCUCAGGGAGACAAAAAAACCUCCUUCCUGAACCAAGAAGGUGCCAAGUUUUCUAGUCCAACCAACGCACAUACCCAUCCCUUAAGCAAACAUUGGUAAUGCUCCUGCCUUGGGUCCCACACCUGAUCCCUGUCUUCAGCUAUUGCCUAGUGGAUUAGAAAUGCUUAAAACUUGAAGUAGUGACACCUACCUGUGGUCAUAUUAUGGAGAGAUGAGCAAUACUGAGACUGAAACACACACACACACACAGUUUUUUCUUGUUGCUUUUAAAAUUUUUUUUUUUUUUUGAGACAGAGUCUCCGUAUGUCACCCUUGGUGACACGCUUGCUGUGGAGUCACAGCUCACAGCAACCUCAAACUCUUGGGCUUAAGUGAUUCUCUUGCCUCAGCCUCCCGAGUAGCUGGGACUACAGGCGCCCACCACAAUGCUCAGCUAAAUUCUUAAUUUUUUAAGUGGAAAAGAACUCACUUUGUCUUCCUCCCCUAAAUCUGCAACCUGUAAAGGCUUCCCUAACUGCCUGAUCUCUGGCAGUUUUUCCUCUGUGUCUGUUACCACUCUCAACCCCUCCAGUCUGGGUAAAAUCUAUAGAUUAGUGUUUAAAAAAAUCCACAGUGGGGUGGCGCCUGUGGCUCAAAGGAGUAGGGCGCCAGCCCCAUGUGCUGGAGGUGGUGGGUUCAAACCUAGCGCUGGCCAAAUAAAUAAAAAAUAAAUAAGGAAAAUCUUGUUUAAAAAAAAAAAAAUCCACAGUGGAGAAUAGUCCUCUGCAGAAAAGAAAGAUAAGCAAAUACAUGAUCCACCUAGGUGUUCAGUAAAGAAAGAAAUGUGUUAACUGAGCCUACAUCCUUCCUGGGAAGUAAUAUUCAUAGUUGAUAGCUAUAGCAUAGGUACCAUGCUAAUGCUAAGGACUUGGACAAAAUCUCCUUGAAUCUUCUCAACCAUGCAGUGACUUAGAGUCCAUUAUUUUCCCAUUUUACAUACAAUGAAACUAAGGCUCAGAUGUAAGGGAAAGACAGUGGCUUGAAGUCACAGCUAACAAAGGAGUAAGAAUUUACUUCCAUCUGUCUUGAUUCCAAACACUGCUGUGCUACUAUGGACUUCCAAGAAAGAGAUUGAAACAUAAUUGCACAAGCUCUCUCUCUGUCUCUGUCUCUCACACACACCCACACAUAUUUAUACACAUACACAUACACACAAUUUAGGAAAUGGUUGAGUAGUGCAAACUGGACCCUUAAAUCCUUGUCUUCAAUCUCCCCUGCUAUAGACAUUAUCCACCACCUAUGGUUAUUGUUGAGAAAACCCAGGGAUAUAGGUUUAACUUUCUACUUUGAUAACUCUUCUUAGUUUAAAAUAAUAACAACAUAUCUUCUUUAGUCAUCCAUGUCACAAGUAAUUCUCCUUUAUGGGGGGAUACUGAGGAUGAAACUUAUCUGGGGGAGUCUUGGUUUAUGUUCCCUCUCCUUGGACACCUCAGGCCCUUAUCCUACCCUCUACCCCAGCUCCAUGAUGGAAGGGGACCAUGGUCUUUUCUAAAGUGGGCAGUUUGUCUUUUGAUCUUUCCCUUGGGAUAUGCGUGUGUGUUUAUGUGUGCCACACGUGUGGCAUGCAUGCGAGUGUGUGUGUGUGAACAGCUUUGGGUUCUGCUGGUUUUGCUGUGAGCUGCAGUGUUCUGUGAGUUUGUAAUAUCUGACACUGUGGACAUUAAUGUACUUCUUGGACAUUUUAAUAAAAUUUUUUAAC
Molecule: messenger RNA, 6770 nt
Organism: Nycticebus coucang (slow loris)
Lineage: Eukaryota; Metazoa; Chordata; Mammalia; Primates; Lorisidae
Gene: NCAN
Product: neurocan
Exons: 15
Coding region: 176-4198 (1340 amino acids)
Biological process (GO): cell adhesion
Molecular function (GO): hyaluronic acid binding; calcium ion binding
Source: RefSeq, a predicted model, not a curated record